This is a messenger RNA of Cebus imitator (Panamanian white-faced capuchin), 402 nucleotides long. Its product is annotated as succinate dehydrogenase assembly factor 4, mitochondrial-like. The record is from RefSeq and is a predicted model, not a curated record. The coding region runs from base 7 to 333 and encodes 108 amino acids. The transcript has a single exon. NCBI's taxonomy places the organism in Eukaryota, Metazoa, Chordata, Mammalia, Primates, Cebidae. Gene Ontology annotation, cellular component: mitochondrion. Gene Ontology annotation, biological process: mitochondrial respiratory chain complex II assembly.
GGCGCCAUGACCCCAUCAAGGCUUCAAGGGUUCCUUUGCCAAGUCUUGGCCACCACGUGGAGAACGGCAAGAUCACCCCGUUUGUGUCAUUCUCUGAGGAAAACAAGUUCUUCUCAAGGAGGAAAGUCUGAACUUGUCAAACAGUCCCUUAAGAAGCCAAAGUUACCAGAAGGUCGUUUUGAUGCACCAAAGGGUUCCCACUUAGAGAAAGAACCACUGGAAAAAUUUCCAGAUGAUGUUAAUCCAGUGACCAAAGAAAAAGGUGGACCCAGAGGCCCAGAACCUACACGAUAUGGAGAUUGGGAACGAAAAGGACACUGUAUUCAUUUUUAAGUCACAUAUUCUUUAACCUCAGUAUUGUUUUCUGAAUACGUACAUCUGAAUUAACUUAAAAAAAAAAAA